This is a messenger RNA of Branchiostoma belcheri (Belcher's lancelet), 5756 nucleotides long. RefSeq lists its product as uncharacterized. Gene Ontology annotation, biological process: proteolysis; apoptotic process; signal transduction. Gene Ontology annotation, molecular function: protein binding. The record is from RefSeq and is a predicted model, not a curated record. Gene Ontology annotation, cellular component: cytoplasm. Lineage: Eukaryota; Metazoa; Chordata; Leptocardii; Amphioxiformes; Branchiostomatidae.
CGAGGACCAGAGAUGGCGAGGUUGUACGCCGCCGCCUGCCGCCAGGGGUCGCUGCCAGUAUACAGCACACGGGUUCCGGUGGUGGGGCAGUACAGGUCGGGGAAAACCUGCUUCAUCAAGAGGCUGAUGGGAGAAACGGUCAGGGAGGAGGAGGAGGAACCUAUCACUGAUGGAAUCAACAUCAUUUCAGAUGUCCAGACCAAGACAUAUAAGAAGUCACAAGAGGAGAUAGAUGAGUUGGCAGGACCAUUGCUCCAAAAGCAACCAAGCAAGCAAACAAGUGAUAUUGCAGUUGGAAAACAAGCAAUAACAACUGACGGGACUGAGGACUUUGACAAUGUCGUCACCAAAGUCAGCCACAAGUGGGAAGACCUGGCGCGGCAGCUAGGGUGGAGAACGCGGAACCAGAUCAGAGAAAUCAGAGCCUCGGAACCUGACGAUGAACACAGGUGCAGAAAGGUGCUGGAAAGGUGGAGAAGCAAGAUGGGAAAGGAAGCUACUUUACAGGUUUUGAAACAGGCCCUCCUUGCUAUUGAUGAGAAUCAGGCAGUGGAGACCUUGGAAGCACAAGAAAAGAGGCCACUCCCACCGUCAGAAAACCUUGAGAAACAAAUGCAACCAGGAGGAUCAAAAACACCGACGAAGAUUACUGAAGAAGUAACUAACGUAGAAGGUGAAGAAGAAUAUACAAAGGAGGCAACAGAGAGCCCCGAAACCUCCACGAUUCCAGACAUCGUUGUUGAAGCAGCGGAAAUGCGUAAGGCCGGUAUCACAGAGGAAGAAGUUGGAACUCCUGAACAUCCGCGUUUGUCCUUCUGGGAUUUCGGCGGCCAGGCGACUUACUACGGGACCCACCACUGCUUCAUCACCCACAGGGGAGUCUACAUCCUCGUCAUGUCUCUGCUGCAGAAACUGUCCGACCCUGUACCGGACCUGGACUACAAGGCGUCUGUGGACAACCUAAGAACGGGAGGAGACUAUCUGGACCACUGGCUGAACACAGUUCGCUCUCACACUCUGCAACACCAAACUGGGCAACCGAGACGGCCCCCAGUUAUCAUUGUCCUCACGCACAAGGACAAGGUCUCCAAGGAGUACAUAGAGAAGUACAAAGAAGAGAUACGGAACCACAUUAAUGAUAAGGCGGCAGGCAGCCUUGUUAUGCCAAAAAUAUUUGCAGUGGACAACACAACUGAGGACGCAGCAGUUGACGAGAUUCGUGACUACAUACGGCUGGUGGCAAGCCGUCAGCCGCACAUGGGCGAGGAAAUACCCAUCCCAUGGCUUCAUCUCAAGUCUAGACUGAGGAAAAAGCGAGAGGAGCGUCCGUUUGUCAAGUUCCAGGACGUAGCCGAACUGGCCCGAGAUCCAGACAUCAACAUCACAGACGAGCACACCCUCGCCUUGGUUCUCACCUUCCUCCAUGAUCGCGGUGACAUCAUCUUCUUUGACGAGCCCAGUCUCCGUGAUGACGUCACCCUGCAGCCACAGGUGUUAAUUGACGUCUUUAAGACCAUCAUCACAGUUCCUCAGUAUCAGCAAGACAGGGUGACGGAUACACAGGUGAGAAAGAUGUGGGAGAGGCUGGAAAAGGAAGGAGUUCUCAGCGAUGAGUUGCUGACAAGGAUCUGGGGAGAGAAGGACCAACAACUGAAGAAGCCAUUUCUGCUCCAACACAAGUCCUUCCUGAAGGCGCUCAUGGAGAAGUUCUACCUCAUCUGCAACGCCACAACAAUAGGUGAUGCCACUGACGAAGCCCAGCAGGAAGAGAUUUAUUUCGUUCCUGCACUCCUCAGCUGCGAGAGGGACAACGCGAGGCUGUAUCCCGGCAACAUGUACAUCUGUCCACAGGCGCUAUACUUGAGUGAGCAGUUUCUACCCAGCGGCAUGUUCAGCCGUCUGCAAGCCUUGUGUGUGCGCAGGUUCGGACUGCAAGAGUCCUGCGUGUUUGCCGGUUGUGCUCGCUUCCCUACUGACGACAAGGAGCAAGCGUUUGUCAUCACCAAGGUUAACCACUACUUGAAAGUGGAGCUUCUGUCGUCUUCGAACGUCUUCACAGACGGUCUCCGGGUCAGGAAGUUCCUGAGUAGCGCCCUGUUCGAGAUCAAGGAGAAGUGGAUCCCCUGCAUCCAGUACGAGUUGUGCUGCUCUACACAAGAGGACAAAGGUGAACCUGCAUUCCGGGCAUUGCCGACAGAAUACUGGUCCCUGGAACACCUGUGGGGAAUACCAUCUGUGUUUCGUGCAGUCUGGAUGCCAGAUGGCCAACGCGAUCACACAGUUAACUCAGGAGGGGACGGUCCGGUGAUUCUACAGCCAUUGGGAGACCCUGACACCAUCGUUGGGAUGCGCACGAUCGGCCCCGUGUUGGACACCAUGGAGCAGGGAGGAGUACUGACACUGGACCAGUGUGACCACAUCAGGAACCAGCUAACACCGAUACAACGGGUCCUGGAUAUGAUGAGGCAGGGCGAAGUAGAUCCGUAUCAGCUGGGAGCCGCGGUGGAAAUGUGCUGCCCAGCGUUUGUGGAUCUCUUCUUGAGAGAGAAACGAGGAAAAGAACUUGUCAUCCUCCACGCGGACGACUACACAGCAGAGUUCGUCCUGCCUCUCCAGACAGCCGCUAAGGAGUCGGGACUGCCUUGCCUCACGGAGGUCAUCACGGGAACUGACUCCAUCACAGAGAAAACAGUGGAACUUUUGCUCAACACGAACGACAGGAUGGUUGCUCUGGUCAUCAGUCCCCAGACGCUACAUCACAAACACUGGUCAAACCUCGACUAUGAGUUCCAAGUUCUGAACCAGAAGCUACUGCUGCCGAUCCUGCUGUACCCAAAAGGCUCCCAAGACAGGAUGGUCAAGGUGCUCCAACAACGGUCUCCUGUCCUCUUCAACAUGAAGCAUGAAGAGAUUGAGAUGGAAGGAGAGGCAGUACCAGAGGAAAGACUGCUGAAAAUCGUGCACAACAUGCUUUUUGGAAGCAUUUUCAGUCCACUGGACGAGGCGGGUUUCAAGUCACUUUUAAGGGCGUGGUCUGCACGAACCGGGAAGCAAGAAAGUCAAGAGAUAAAAAGACCUCAAGACCUGAUGAGGGCAAUGGCGAAGACUGGCUACAUCACAGCUGAUGACUUCGAGACGCUGGAAAAGGACAUGAUCGCGGCUGGAAUCAGCUUUCCGGUUAUCGUACGAGACAAUCCAGUGCCAGACGAGUUUCAGUACCAAAGGACAGCAGAGGCCUCUGUAGGACCGGUGGGUGGAAGAGUGGAGAUACCUGGUUUUGUGGAUCUUGCUGUGCCACCCGGCGCCCUUCAGACAGACACAACUAUCACCGUCUCCACCGUAGACAUCCCCCGUAUCUUGAGGAGUCAUGAAGGUGUCAGCUGGACCUCCGGCUACCCCUGGUCCCUGGGUAAGAACGAUUGUUCGCGUGAGAUAAUGAAUCAAGUGCUGUUUUCGCCGGCUGUUGAUAUCAACCUGCACGGUGCACAGCUGAGUGGACCCUUGGAGCUAAAGACGUGGAGGCCUCCUGGUUCUGGAGGCAUGGAGUGCAUUCUGCUAAAGCAUCAUGAUGGGGAAGGGUGGAAGGAUAUCACAGCUUCAACUUUGCUUCAUAUUGACUCAGACAGCAUAACUGCAUGCUGGUCAGCCUUCUGUACUCUCGCAUUUGCGUGGGUUCCUGCGAGGCAGCUUGAAGCAGUACAGCGAGCAAUAGUUCAAGCGUUGAUGUCAAGAACGUUAGACUGCCGGUUUGCUGGGCACAUCAAGCCCCAUGAAGAGGGUGUAGAAUUCCACGUUGUCUGUCGAGACCAGAGCGUUCAGUCGGAGGGGUACCGUCACGGUUUUACCAUGUGUGGAACAAACGAUGCUCACCGAAGCCUCUAUCAUCGCGAUAAUAUUGACGUUUCGGUAACUGUUGAUGGAGAUGUCAAACCACCCAAGCGUAUGCUGAUGCGAGCAGACCACUGUCGACGCACGGAGGGCCAGAGCGUUCAAAUGCUGCUGGACAGAUCUAAUGGAAAACAUGUCAAAGGAGAAGUGGCCAUUACAAAGUUUUCUGAGCAAGUGUGUCAUUUCAGUUUCUGGGAGGAAGGUGAUAUUCCGUCCAGUGUCCAGGUGUCAGCUGCCAAGCGAAGCCACGCAGCUGAAGGAUCUGACAGCGGCGUGUCAACACCAACGGAACAUUUGGAGUUUCUCGUCAAGAAAAGCCGGCAGUCAGAUGAUGGAGCAGGACCCAGUGGUAUGAGUAUUGGUUCAUGGACAAAGGGGAGCACUGCGAGUGGUGAAUCAGAAUCAGAAGACUCCGAUAUGGAGGGUCAAGAUCCUCCGAUUGUCUUGGGGGAUCAGCGACCCAUAGUCUUGCUGAUAAAUGACGAGUAUGGAACUUCAAAGGGAGGAAUUUCUACCAUCAACUGCCAGGCGAGCCAAACCCUGCAGGGUAAGGCAGUCGUGUACUGCACAGUCCUACAGCUGGAUGUGCCCAAACAAGAUCAGGAAUCAGCAGAGAGAGAUGAGGUCAAACUGGUCACACCCGAUCAACCAGAAGGAGACACGAGAGAGCCAUCCAUAGACUGGCUGACGUUUGACUACCAGAUCCGCUACCCAAAGUCGACGCUAACACUACAGGAAUACCAGCGAAGCCCCCACCCGAAAUCAACGCUACCACCACAUGUUGACGUCAUCAUCGGCCACGCUGACAUCACAGACACGGCAGCGCGAAACAUCCAGAACGAGUACUACAAGGACGAGGCAGACCUCAUCAUGUUCACUCACGUCUUACCCGAGGACACUGAGUACUUCAAGGGAGGCCAGAGGGCUUCGGAAAAAGAGGAAGCUAUGCUCAGUCAAGUUGACAAAGCAAAGGCAGCUUUCUCUGUGGGAGAGCGGAUCUACAGGCAUUUCAUUCCUAAAUAUGAAGGAGGCAAGACACCAAGAGAUCACCAUCCGUUCUUCCCGAGGCCAUCUAAGAUAUUUGAAGAAGUCGUCAUCCAACCUAAAAGCGGGGAAGGUGAGUUGGUGGUCUUGUCUAUCGGGAGAGUGAAGAAUGUUGAGAAUCUGAAAGGCUACAAUCUUGCAGCAAGGUCCAUCGGGAUUGCCAGAAAGAAUCUGAAGUAUCUGCGAUGGAUUACGCGCGGCAUCAGCAAGGAUGAUUGGAAGGAGAGCUUAAAGAUCCUGGAGGCCAACCUGAACAGCGGUGACCUGAUGCCCACCCUGCGGCCGUACGGGACUCAAAAGGACAUCAAGACUGACAUGAUGAUGGCCCACCUGGUCCUGAUGCCGUCCCGCUCCGAGCCGUUUGGGCUAGUUGGUCUGGAGGCCAUCGCAGCCGGCAUCCCUGUCCUCAUCUCCGACAAGUCAGGACUGGCGCGUAUGAUCGAGAAGCUCGUUGCUGAGAAGAAGUUGCCAAAGGGCCUACUGAACAGAAUCGUGGAGACCAGCGUGCAAGACAGCGACAUGGACGACACUGCCAAAACGUGGGCGCUCAAAAUCCGCGAAACUCUGAACGACACUGACACGGCAUUCUACCAGGCAAAGAAGUUCAAAGCUGCGCUUCUGGAGUCCAAGUACUGGGAGGACUCAGAGAGAGAGUUCCUGCGAGCCUGCGGUAUCACAGACGACAUGCCAAGCGGUGGAAUCUCGCCUGCUUCUGACGAGUAGCAGUCUGUGCGAACAACCUGCAGUUAAGUUUUUCCUUGAAUCCAGAUCUAGGAGUAUCAGCAUUGUUAUAGAGUGCUUGUAAGAUAAGUGUUUGUGUUUUG